Magnolia sinica is the source of this 3122-nucleotide messenger RNA. Its product is annotated as F-box/kelch-repeat protein OR23. Bases 53 to 1246 code for a protein of 397 amino acids. The record is from RefSeq and is a predicted model, not a curated record. Lineage: Eukaryota; Viridiplantae; Streptophyta; Magnoliopsida; Magnoliales; Magnoliaceae. Gene Ontology annotation, molecular function: protein binding. The transcript has 3 exons.
ACCUGCCCUUUUAUCUCUGUUCUGGGCCUCUCCAUCAAAAAUAGUCCCUAAAAUGUCAUCUUCUUCCUCCUCAUCAUCUGCAACCGAAACCCUAACCCUAAUUCCAGGCCUCCCAAACGACAUCUCCUCUCUCAUACUCUCUCUAAUCCCAUUCUCCCACCACGCCCGCCUCAAAUCCACCUCCAAAUCCUGGCAGUCCUUCCUCUCUUCCCACCAGCCCUUCCUCGUCCACCGUUCGAUCAGGACUCAUGGGCCCCACCACCCUACUCUCCUCUGCAUAUUCCCUGAAGACCCUUCAAUCACCCCUCCCUACCUCUUCGACCCCUCCCGCCUGACGUGGACCCCGCUUCCGCUCCUCCCCUGUAGCCCCCACCGCUACGGUCUCUGCAACUUCCUCUCCGUCUCCCUUGGGCCCCACCUCUACGUCCUUGGUGGAUCCCUCUUCGACGCCCGCUCCUUCCCCAUCGACCGCCCCCGCCCGUCCUCCUCCGUCUACCGCCUUGAUCUCCCCUCCUCCUCUCCCUUCUCCUCCUGGGCUCGUCUGCCUUCCAUGCUCUCCCCCCGUGGCAGCUUUGCCUGCGCUGCGGAUCCUACUUCCAAUUCCAUUGUUGUUGCUGGUGGUGGGUCCCGCCACACCCUCUUCAGGGCUGCAGGGACCCGGUUGAGGUCUGUGGAACGCUAUGACAUUGAGAAGGACGAGUGGAUCCAGGAGGAAGGGCUGCCGAUGAAUCGGGCCGGAUGUGUUGGGUUCCUGGUCGGGGAGGAGUUCUGGGUCAUGGGCGGAUACGGGGCUUGUCGGAUGGUCUCGGGGGUGUUUCCGGUGGAUGAGCAUUAUCGGGAUGCGGUGGCGUUGAAUUUGAAGACUGGUAAGUGGAGGGAGAUCGGGGAUAUGUGGGUGGAUGGAGAGGGGAGCAGGAGGCUUGGGACAGUUGUCUUGGUUGAUCGGGUUGUUGGGGAAAUGCCCUGGAUUUUCAUGCUGGAUGGUUCCACCAUUUUCAAGCUGCAUGCUACAAGAAGUUUCAUUGAUGGGUGUGGACCGGCUUUUAUGUGUGGAUCUAGGAUGACUACUCUAUUAGAAGCGGCUAAACUGAAAAAAUACAACAAAAGAAAAAAACAGGAGAUAUUACAAAAGCAUCACCCCAUCCCACUCAACAACAUUCGCAAGCGACUUAAGAAAAACACGCCUGGCAGUGCCACUCAAGUUUUGAAAACACCUGCUGUUUCUUUCAGCCGACAACGCCCAUAGACUAGCCAAAAGGAAGAAUCUCCAUCUCCUCCUAGAUGCUGCAACCAACCUGCCAACAUGCCAUUGGACAAAGAGAUUGGUGAUAGACUCCGGCAUCACCCAGCUAACUCCAAAGUGAUCUAGCACGCUGAUCCAUAGUUCCCUUGCGAAAUGACUGUGUAUAAAUAAAUGAUCAACUGAUUCUUCAUGACUCCAACAACCACCACCUAUUUGAUUGAAUUGAGUAGAAGGUGGAAAAUUUUAGUGGAAACAUAUCUAAGUAGCUUGAAAAGGAAGUAUUCGGAGGGUUAAAAGAAUGAUAAUUGGGCUCAUUAGCUUUGUGCCUUGCCUUCUCUUGUUUUGGGCCCUUUGGCCAGUUGAUUGUUAUUAGGCUUUGCACCUUUUUUGGCUGGUAACCUCUUACCUUGAAAAACGAAGAAGAAUGAUAAUAGCCCACUGCUUGUUUACCUAUAGACAUUACUACCUUGGUUCUGAGUAUGAGUAUCCGGCGGGUGUAUCGGCCUGGCCAAAAACCAAUGUGAUCUGAGUAUUGCAUAUCGGUAUUGGCCCCAUAUUUGUUGAAAAAUUUUUAAGCCAAAAAAUUGCAGUAAAAAAGGUGAGAUAUUCAAGAAUCUUUCUUCUUCUUCUUCUUCUUCUUUGUUUCUUGUUUUUGUGUGUUUUGAAUGUGUACUUAAUGCUAGACAUUUGUCAGGUUGACCUGUUGAAAAUCAAUCAAAUGGACCCUAAAUGAACAUAAAUCAAUCAUGAUUAGGUGAAUUAGGGUCCAUUACAAUGAAACACAACAAAAAGAAGAUGAAAACAAUAAAGGAAAAAAAGAGAUGGUUUACACUUUUUUCUAAUUUUCCCCAUAAUGGUUCAUUCUGCUUUGAUUGUUUGAAUCCCACUCGAAUCUUUUGUUUUGAUCCCUAAAAUAGGCCUAGAUCUAGUUGAAAAUAACUUUUAAGCUUCAUCUACAAUUGAAAUGAAAAAAUAAGAGGAAAAAUGAGAGGAAUUGUAUAAAAAAGAAAGAAAAGAACAAAAAUAUGAGAUGUUUAUGGCUGUAUCAGUUGACAUAGGGAGAUAUUACCAAGUUUUUUCUCCUGGGUUGUACUUCCUCGUAAUGCGUAUUUGUAUCAAGUCAAUACGGAUAAAAUAAGGCCGUAUUGGCUGAUAUGUACAAUACGGAUAUUUCAAUUCGUGGUCACUAGUGCAUGUAGAGAUUCUAACCAUUUUAAUUGAAGUUUUAUGUUUUAAUCUAGUUUAUACAUAUAAUACACACGCACACACACGUGUGCAUAUACAGCCGUUUUCCCACUCCGUCUUUGAGUCGAAACCAUUUUAAACCCAUACUUCUCAUUCUUUGAUAUUUUGGCGUUUCUGUUUCUGUGGCUGAAUUUUUGACUGGGUCUUUUUAAUGACUAGAACUGAAUUAAGCAAAAACUUCCCUUAUUGUUUUUGCACUGCAUGGCAUUUUGCUCUGGUCAUAUUCAAUGAUUUUGGGGGUAUACUUCCAGAAACUAGGGGUGCACAUAGGUCGGUUCGGUUCGGUCCGGUUCUGGGGUGAAACUGGAACCGAACUGUUCCUAACGGUUCUAGGAUAUUCGGAACCGGAACUGGACCGUUAGCACCCUAGAACCGAACCGGAACCAAAUCGUUAAAACCAGUUCGGUUCCACGGUUCUAGGCUUUUUAUAAUCCAGCCCAAUUGCAUGUUUUAUUUUAUAAUCUAGCUCAUGUCCAUUCGUGUUGUGAUCCAUUUGAUGAAUGGUUUAGAUAUUGUAUAAGGUGUGUAAAAAUACAUUUAUGAAAACAAUUAAAUGGUGCAUUGUAAACCAUAAAUCAUGAGUCAAAUAUGGAAACAAUCAAAAGGUUCUUGGUUCGGUUCCGCGGUUCGGAUC